AUGGCUUUACAUGAUACAGAGACUAGAGAAUACAGACACUGUAUAGCUAGAGAGAACACAAAGACUAUAGAGAGGAUAAAAAGUAUUUUCACAGAGAACAUAUCGCAAUGGCUCGUACAAAGCAGACCGCCCCGUAAAUCCACUGGAGGAAAAGCUCCAAGAAAACAACUUGCCACCAAGGCCGCCCGUAAGAGCGCACCUGCCACUGGUGGAGUAAAGAAGCCACAUAGAUACAGGCCAGGAACAGUCGCUCUUCGUGAGAUCAGAAGAUACCAGAAAAGUACUGAACUCCUCAUCAGGAAACUCCCCUUCCAGAGAUUAGUUCGUGAAAUUGCUCAAGACUUCAAGACUGAUCUACGUUUCCAGAGCUCUGCCGUUAUGGCCCUCCAGGAAGCCAGUGAAGCUUACCUCGUUGGUCUUUUCGAGGACACCAACUUGUGUGCAAUCCACGCCAAGAGAGUCACCAUCAUGCCCAAAGACAUCCAGUUGGCUCGCAGAAUCCGUGGAGAACGUGCUUAA
Molecule: messenger RNA, 519 nt
Organism: Mytilus trossulus (common blue mussel)
Lineage: Eukaryota; Metazoa; Mollusca; Bivalvia; Mytilida; Mytilidae
Product: histone H3-like
Exons: 2
Coding region: 1-519 (172 amino acids)
Cellular component (GO): nucleosome
Molecular function (GO): protein heterodimerization activity; DNA binding; structural constituent of chromatin
Source: RefSeq, a predicted model, not a curated record